GAUGAUUCAAAACAUUUUAGAAGUUUACUGAAAUCAAAAUUCCUGAAACUUUUACAAAUUUCCGAUUCUGAUUCUGGUUUAGAAGCCGGAAAUGUUGAGUCUGGCUAAGCUUCUGUGUUACCUAACUUUUACAUACUCCACCACAAAUUAAAAGAAAAGAAAAAGGGAAGCCCUUUUUAUUGAUGGUAUCUGCUUGUUGAGGGGAUCAAGGAGAGAAAAUGGCUUCCAAUUUCUGGACAUCAACGCACUACAAAGAGCUUAAGGACCCAGAAGAGAUUAAUGUUGUUCAUCCUCUUGAUGCUCAGAGAGGAAUCUCUCUCGAAGAUUUCAGACUCAUUAAGCUUCACAUGUCGAACUACAUAUCGAAGCUGGCACAACACAUUAAGAUUAGGCAAAGAGUUGUUGCAACUGCUGUAACCUAUAUGCGCCGUGUUUACACAAGAAAGAGUUUGACAGAGUAUGAGCCUAGGCUUGUUGCUCCCACCUGCUUGUACCUGGCUUGCAAAGCAGAGGAGAGUGUGGUCCAUGCCAAGAUUCUUGUCUUCUACAUCAAAAAAUUGUAUGCUGAUGAGAAGUUUAGGUAUGAGAUUAAGGAUAUUCUGGAGAUGGAGAUGAAGGUCUUGGAAGCUUUGAACUUCUAUCUUGUUGUCUUCCACCCAUACCGUUCUCUCCCUGAGUACUUGCAGGACUCUGGACUCAAUGACACAAGCAUGACCCAUUUAACUUGGGGUCUUGUCAACGACACUUACAAAAUGGACUUGAUCCUUACGCACCCGCCUCAUCUCAUCACGAUCGCUUGCAUUUACGUUGCUUCUGUGUACAAAGAGAGAGACAUAAAGACAUGGUUUGAAGAGCUCUCUGCGGACAUGAACAUUGUGAAGAAUAUCGCUAUGGAGAUAUUAGAUUUCUAUGAGAAUCACAGAAUGUUCACUGAAGAGAGAGUUCAUGCCGCCUUCAACAAGCUUGCUACAAGUCCAUAAAGAGUUUUUGUUUUGUCUAUGUUUUUGUUCCUCCUGAGACUAUAUAUGUUUUGCCAGCAGUUUCUGUCGUGAGAUCAUUUGUACAUUGGUUUUGCUAGUCUUGGUUCAAGCAUGUCUUGACUAUAUGGACAAUAUAAAGUGGUGUGCAAAUUUUCAAAAA
This is a messenger RNA of Brassica oleracea var. oleracea, 1140 nucleotides long. RefSeq names its product cyclin-C1-2. The transcript is spliced from 9 exons. The coding region runs from base 219 to 980 and encodes 253 amino acids. Gene Ontology annotation, biological process: positive regulation of transcription by RNA polymerase II. Gene Ontology annotation, cellular component: nucleus; mediator complex. NCBI's taxonomy places the organism in Eukaryota, Viridiplantae, Streptophyta, Magnoliopsida, Brassicales, Brassicaceae. The record is from RefSeq and is a predicted model, not a curated record. Gene Ontology annotation, molecular function: cyclin-dependent protein serine/threonine kinase regulator activity.